AUGCAGAAGCGAAGUGUAAUCUACUUGAUUUAUUUCAUCUUUCAAUUGAUUCCAUUUACGUACACUUGCGCGCAAAAACAUGCAGCAAAAAAGCACGAAUGUCAGGAAUCAAAUGACACGGAUAUCUGCAUUCUUUACGAAAUCCCAAAGAAAUUCAUUCCGGUCUCGAAUCAUCCGUUAGAUGUCACCUACUUGAUCAUCAAGGGCUCCUUGAGACCUGUCAUCAACACGAGCAUUUGCAACGAAUUUCCCAACAUUGAAAAAUUCAAUGCUGGCGGACAAUCGAUCGAAGUUAUCAUCGAUGGAGCCUUUGCCGCAUGCACCAAACUGCGAGAACUAUUUUUGGGUGCGAAUAAUAUCGCUGCCUUGGACAAAGAUACGUUCAAGAAUAACACACAACUCACCCAUUUGUGGCUUUACAUGAACGAGCUUGAAUCACUUCCGGAAGAGCUGUUUGCGCACCAACAAAAGCUCGAACAUCUUUAUCUUUCGUCAAAUAACUUGCAUGAAUUUCCGGUAGAGGUUUUUCAGUAUCUUGGGAAUAUGAGGAUUUUGACGCUGCAUACGAACGAGUUGAGUGAUCUGGAUGCGCUAACACUUGUGAAAAAAAUGCCACAUUUGAAGGAGAUUCAGCUGCGAAGUAAUCGGUUCGAAUGUAAAAGACUAAAAGUUUUAAUGCGAAUUUUCGAAGCUCGUCAAAUCUUUUUGGGACGAAAUGGAGGCAGCAAUGAUCGAUAUUUGUAUGCUUAUUACAAGAACUUUGAGUGCAUCCGGUAUUUCAAGAAUAGGAAUUACUAA
Culicoides brevitarsis is the source of this 798-nucleotide messenger RNA. RefSeq names its product platelet glycoprotein V-like. Bases 1 to 798 code for a protein of 265 amino acids. Gene Ontology annotation, molecular function: protein binding. NCBI's taxonomy places the organism in Eukaryota, Metazoa, Arthropoda, Insecta, Diptera, Ceratopogonidae. The record is from RefSeq and is a predicted model, not a curated record. The transcript has a single exon.